This is a messenger RNA of Neoarius graeffei (lesser salmon catfish), 635 nucleotides long. Its product is annotated as protein BTG2-like. The record is from RefSeq and is a predicted model, not a curated record. NCBI's taxonomy places the organism in Eukaryota, Metazoa, Chordata, Actinopteri, Siluriformes, Ariidae. Gene Ontology annotation, cellular component: cytoplasm; nucleus. The coding region runs from base 170 to 574 and encodes 134 amino acids. Gene Ontology annotation, biological process: negative regulation of cell population proliferation; negative regulation of mitotic cell cycle. The transcript is spliced from 3 exons.
UGGAAAUAAUUUCUUGUGUUUGUAACUCAGCGGGAACGGCUGCCCCAGGUGACGGGAAGGGAACGGCUGCCCCAGGCGACGGGAAGGGAACGGGAACGGCUGCCCCAGGUGACGGGAAGGGAACAGGAACAGCAUGUAGAAAAUGGAGAGUUUAUGAAAAUAUUUCAAUAUGAAAGUCGAGAUGACCACAGCGGUGAACUUCAUCACCGGAUUACUGAGAGGAAGAGGACCUCUGUCCGAAAAACAGCUCCAACACUUCAGCCGUUCUCUGGAAGGGGCGUUAGGAGAGCAUUGUCAGCACCACUGGUUCCCUGACACACCGUUCAGAGGUUCGGGAUAUCGAUGCAUCAGAAUCAAUUGCAGGAUGGACCCGCUCGUAGGGAAGGCUGCUUACACCAGUGGUCUCAGCAUGGAGCAGGUUCGCGCCCACUUACCGUGUGAACUGACAGUGUGGGUCGACCCCUACGAAGUGUCCUACCGGAUCAGGGAGAAUGGGUCCAUAGGUGUGCUGUACGAGUCCACACCACUGCCGCUGGAGACUCAUCUCAACUCUGUGAUGACCAUCUCCAGCUAAUCUCUCAGCACAUCUGGCCCACAUCUGUUUUACAUUUUAAACGAUUUUAAUCACUGAUCUC